Ilyonectria robusta is the source of this 1109-nucleotide messenger RNA. RefSeq lists its product as uncharacterized. The record is from RefSeq and is a predicted model, not a curated record. Lineage: Eukaryota; Fungi; Ascomycota; Sordariomycetes; Hypocreales; Nectriaceae. Bases 216 to 944 code for a protein of 242 amino acids. Gene Ontology annotation, cellular component: endoplasmic reticulum; membrane. Gene Ontology annotation, molecular function: protein C-terminal S-isoprenylcysteine carboxyl O-methyltransferase activity. The transcript has a single exon. Gene Ontology annotation, biological process: C-terminal protein methylation.
CUCGCCUUGACCGAUGUGGCGAAAAAGGACUCACCGGGCUGUGCCGGACCAGCCGUCCACCAUUCAACAACAUUCCCACCACAACACCAGCAACCACAUCGCCAAUACCACGCUGGUGGCGCCAAAGGGCAGUUGUUUACAAUCACCAACUCAGAUUGAUUUGAGCCUGGCAUCUCAUCUCUACAUACAACGCAUACACACCAGAAGCAACAAACAUGGUGCUCUCAGCCUCCCUCUCGCAAGCCUCCCUAGCUGCAACCAUUCUCGCGUCUACUAUCGGGACCUAUAUUGCCCUCUCCCCUCCCAAUCCCAGCCCGAAUCCUCGCUCUUCCUCCGAGGUCUCCGACUCGAUCAGCCGCUUAAGUCUCACUAGCAAGCACACAACCAAGGUGGUACUCGCCCCAUUGGGUCUCUUGGCGCUGCACACCUCCAGUCUCGCCUACACCAGCCCGAAUAUACCCUCAUUCCUCCUCCAUCACGGCGCUGAGAACGGCUUGGAGGUUGGCCUUGUCACGUGGUCAACAGCAACAGCCGUCCCGCUCGCACUCAUUCUCUGUGCUGGCGUUCCCCUGCGCCUGGCUUCAUAUGCCUCCCUCGGCAAGAACUUCACUUUUGCGCUUGCGCCACCCGACCGGCUAGAGAAGGGCGGCAUGUACAGCUACGUGCAGCAUCCCAGUUAUACCGGGCUGGUGGUGCUUUUUCUCUCGAACUUGUCGUUGCUAUGUCGCACCGACGGCGUUCUGAGCUGCUGGAUCCCGCCUUCGUGGUACCAAGCCGUCUCUUUCUUGGGCUGGGUAUCUGCCCCCGUUGGAGUGGGUAUCUUCUUGUUUGGCGUAUGGACUCGUGUGAGGCAGGAAGAACGUAUGUUGAAGGCUAGAUUUGGCGUUGAGUGGGAGGAGUGGCAUUCCAAGACAGGGAGGCUUUUGCCAUGGAUAUUCAAGUAAUGUGAGCAUCUCUCGGGAAAGACUUCUGAAGAAAAGUAUAUUUAGUCUAUAUACUUAAGCCCUGUUAGUCUCUACCUAAAUUUAGUGGUGCUAUGAGCAAAUCUCGUAGUUGUAAUAGCCUUCUGCGUAGAGUAUUGUCUGUGUCAAUUGGCAUACUGGAGGAGC